Messenger RNA from Chelonia mydas (Green sea turtle), 1122 nucleotides. RefSeq names its product olfactory receptor 51G2. Gene Ontology annotation, cellular component: membrane. The record is from RefSeq and is a predicted model, not a curated record. The transcript has a single exon. Gene Ontology annotation, biological process: G protein-coupled receptor signaling pathway. NCBI's taxonomy places the organism in Eukaryota, Metazoa, Chordata, Testudines, Cheloniidae. Bases 25 to 960 code for a protein of 311 amino acids. Gene Ontology annotation, molecular function: G protein-coupled receptor activity; olfactory receptor activity.
CUCCUCGGACCUGCCUAGGACAUUAUGUCAGCUGUCAAUGAAACCAAAUUCAACUCUGCAGUGUUCCUUCUCAGCGGGAUACCUGGGCAGGAAGCCAUCCAUCUCUGGAUCUCUAUCCCCUUCUGCUUAAUGUAUGUUAUUUCCAUAGUAGGAAAUUCAGUCAUUCUGUUCAUUAUAAAAACAGAUCCAAGCCUCCACGAUCCCAUGUACAUUUUCCUUUCCAUGUUGGCCAUCACAGACCUUGCCUUAGCGAUAUCCACCAUGCCAACAACACUGGGUAUAUACUUGUUUAACUCUAGAGAGAUCAGCCUCGAUGCCUGUUUUGCCCAGCUGUUCUUCAUCCACUUGUUUGAAUGCAUUGAAUCCUCCGUGCUCCUGUUGAUGGCCUUCGACCGCUUCAUCGCGAUCCGUGACCCGCUGAGAUAUGUCUCCAUCUUAACCCUGCCAAGAAUAGGCAAGAUGGGACUGGUGUGUGUGCUAAGAGGGGUGGCUGUAAUGCUCCCACUCCCUAUUUUCCUUCAACAGUUCCAAUAUUGUCGACCCAAUGUCCUCUCCCAUUGCUACUGCAUAAACCAGGACGUCAUGAAGAUGGCUUGUUCGGAUAUCAGAGUGAACAGCAUCUAUGGCUUGUCUGUUGCACUCUUGACAGAGGGGCUGGACUCGCUGCUCAUCUUUCUCUCUUAUGUGAUGAUCCUCACAACAGUGCUGAGCAUCACAUCCCACACGGAAUGUCUUAGGGCCCUGAACACUUGCAUCUCACACCUCUGUGCCGUCCUACUCUUCUACACGCCAAUGAUUGGCCUUUCUGUGAUACACAGAUUUGGGGAGGGCUCUUCUCCCUUGCUUCAGGUUCUCCUGGGCUACAUUUCCCUCCUUGUCCCACCCCUGAUGAACCCAAUUGUGUACAGUGUAAAAAGCAAACACCUUCGUGCGAGGAUAAUCAGGGUGUUCGUCAAGUGAAGUGUCAGUUCAUCAUCCGGCUCCAGCGUUGGUGACAUGGGAGAUGAAAAACACGGGCCACCUACUCCAUCUUGGACCGUUAAAUCUAAAAUGAAAUGAGCUACUGAUCUCCACUAUGUAGAGACAGGUUCAGACAGGGUCUAAGGCCUGGAGCAAUUGGAG